CACAUCCUGAAACCUCCGAACACAUCUGAUUCUCUCUGGGUCUGUUUCUGUCGACGAGAGACAUUUUAAAUAGAUUUAACUGAAAAGGAGCAGCUUCAUUUGUCUCUGGAUUCAGGCUGCAGCCUUUCCCCCCCCCCCCCCCCUUUCUCCUUAAGGCAAACUUUAAAAAGUGACCCUCUCUCUCCAUCUCCAUCAUGGCGCCCUCUCUGGCCACGGCGUUUUCUCGCCGCUGGUGGAUGGCGGUGACGGCGGUUAUUGAAAACCUUUUGUUCUCCGCCGUGCUGCUUGGCUGGGGCUCGCUGCUCAUCAUGCUCAAAUCUGAGGGAUUCUACUCGUACAUGUGCAAGAAACCAGACAACAGCUCCAGCCUCAACAUCUCCAACAUCUCCUUCUCUUUGUCGUCGGACGCUGAGGAAUACCUGGAGAUGAACGGCUGGCAGAUCUGCAAAGACCAGGACGAGAUGUUGAACCUGGCGUUCACCGUGGGCUCCUUCCUGCUAUCGGCCAUCACGCUGCCCAUGGGCAUCGUCAUGGACAAGUACGGUCCAAGGAAGCUAAGACUCCUGGGCAGUGCCUGCUUUGCCUUCUCCUGCCUGCUCAUCGCCUACGGAGCCAAUGACCCCAACAAUCUGUCCAUGCUCAUCUUCUUCGCUCUGGCGUUGAACGGCUUUGGAGGAAUGUGCAUGACCUUCACUUCGCUCACACUCCCCAGCAUGUUUGGAGACUUGAGGUCGACGUUCAUCGCUCUGAUGAUCGGAUCCUACGCCUCCUCCGCCGUCACCUUCCCCGGCAUCAAGGUGAUCUACGAUCUGGGCGCCACCUUCAUCAUCAUCCUUCUGGUCUGGGCUGCCUGCGCCUGCCUCGUCUUCCUCAACUGUUUCAUCAACUGGCCUCUGGAGCCGUUCCCCAGCCCAGAGGACAUGGACUACACGGUUAAGAUCAAGUUCAGCUGGCUGGGCUUCGACCACAAGAUCACAGGGAAGCAGUUUUACCAGCAGGUGACGACGGUGGGCCGCCGCCUCAGCGUGGGAAACUCCAUGAAGCAGAAACAGCCGAACAAGGACCUGGCAACGCAGGAGGCCAACAAACUGUGCCUGUCCACCGUCGACCUGGAGGUCAAAUCCAAGGACCAGGAACCGGCUCAGUCCUUCAUGAAGAGUAUCUUCAGCCCCAUCUUCAUGCUGAGCCUCAUCACCAUGUGUGUGACGCAGCUUCGCCUCAUCUUCUACAUGGGAGCCAUGAACACCAUCUUGGAGUCUCUGACGGAGGGAGACCUCAGCACCGUGGAGAAGAUGCAAGUGGUGAGCGUCUACACGUCGAUCUUUGGCGUCCUGCAGCUCCUCUGUCUCAUCACUUCUCCUGUGAUCGGAUACGUGAUGGACUGGAAGCUCAAAGACUGCGAAGACGACAAAGAUAAAGUCACCCCGAGGGAGCCGGGUCAGCCUCGACGCCCCGACAAACAUAUACAGAAGAUCGUGAACGCCACGCGAGCGUUCGUCUUCACCAACCUGCUGCUGGUGGGGUUCGGAGCCAGCUGCCUCGUGAGGAACCUUCCUCUGCAGAUUCUCUCCUUCAUUCUGCACACGAUCGUGCGAGGCUUCAUCCACUCUGCAGUCGGAGGCCUCUACGCUGCUGUGUACCCUUCCUCUCAGUUCGGCAGCCUGACGGGGAUGCAGUCUCUGAUCAGCGCUCUGUUUGCUCUCGUGCAGCAGCCGCUGUUCAUGGCCAUGGUGGGACCGCUGGAGGGAGACCCCCUCUGGGUGAACGUAGGCCUGCUGGUGCUAAGCAUGCUGGGAUUUUGCCUCCCGCUCUACCUGCUGAUCCACAGCCGGACGCUGCAGCGCCGCCGCGACGAGCAAAUGGACGACCCCAAGAUCUACCUCAAGGUCAACGAGGACAGCAAGACCGAGGCCUUCGUCUGAGGGCGAGAUACACCCCAAAAUACAGGAGAGAGAGAGAGAAGAGAGAGAGAGGAAGAGGAGAGGAAGAGAGAGAGAGAGAG
Molecule: messenger RNA, 2002 nt
Organism: Trematomus bernacchii (emerald rockcod)
Lineage: Eukaryota; Metazoa; Chordata; Actinopteri; Perciformes; Nototheniidae
Product: large neutral amino acids transporter small subunit 4-like
Exons: 16
Coding region: 195-1922 (575 amino acids)
Biological process (GO): neutral amino acid transport; transmembrane transport
Molecular function (GO): neutral L-amino acid transmembrane transporter activity; L-amino acid transmembrane transporter activity
Source: RefSeq, a predicted model, not a curated record